Triticum urartu is the source of this 1775-nucleotide messenger RNA. RefSeq names its product Leucine-rich repeat (LRR) family protein. Lineage: Eukaryota; Viridiplantae; Streptophyta; Magnoliopsida; Poales; Poaceae. Gene Ontology annotation, molecular function: protein binding. The record is from RefSeq and is a predicted model, not a curated record.
GAUACCAUCUCGCGCUGGCAGGUGGGCCCGGCCGGAUUUGGUGGGACGGGCCCGAAAGCCUUGGUGGGCUUUGGUUGGGGCGCUAGGGCAAGAGAUCUCGGGGCUGAAGGGGUUUGCUUGCUUGGGCUUUUGGAACAGCGGCGGCGGCGGAGAGGCGAAGAGGAGGGAGGCCAGCCAUGGUGCGGCUGACGCUGGAGCAGACGGCGAGGGAGGCGGCGCCCGCCGGCUGCCUCGCCACGUUCCUCGACCUCUCCCACCGCUCCUUCACAGACGUGUCGUGCCUGGGGAGCUUCAAGAACCUGGAGCGCCUCGACCUCGGCCACAACUGCCUCGUCACGCUCGAGGGUUUGUCCGCGUGCACCAAUCUCAAGUGGCUCUCGGUUAUUGAAAACAAGCUUGUCAGCUUGAAAGGUGCCGAGGUCCUCUCGAAGCUGCAGGUACUGAAUGCUGGCAAAAAUAAAUUGACAAGAAUCGAUGAGGUCAAAUCGAUGACAAGCCUAGGAGCCUUGAUUCUCAACGACAACAACAUUACUUCCAUCUGCAAGCUUGAUCCCCAUCAUCAGUUGAAUACUCUUGUUCUCUCUAAGAAUCCAGUUAUUACUUUUGGUGAUGCUUUGGUCAAUGCCAAGUCUAUAAAGAAGAUAUCCAUGUCUCACUGUGAAAUAGAAAGCAUUGGAUCUUCUCUUGCUGCAUGUGUGGAACUGAAGGAACUUCGGCUUGCUCACAAUAAGAUCACUACAAUUCCAUCAGACUUGGCCAAAAAUACCAAAAUCUUGAACCUUGACUUGGGAAAUAACUUAAUUGAAAGGGAGUCAGAUUUGAAGGUCCUUUCUGAACUGCGCUACUUGAGGAACCUAAAUUUGCAGGGAAACCCUAUUGCUGAGAAAGGCACCCUAGCUAAAAAGGUCAUGAAAAUUGUGCCGAACUUGCGCAUUUUCAAUGCAAAGCCCAUAGAAGCCAUUUCCCAGAAUGAGAACUCUGGGAAAGGGAGUAAGCUGAAGAAGGAUGAAGAGAUGCCUGAUCGUGAUCCCAUCGAUUCUAAUACGGAAAAGAAGGAGAAAAGGAAACGGUCAAAGCAACAAGUGCAGAGCCCUGAAGAACCUGCUGCCAAAGAUACUCCUCCAGCUGCCACCAUUGCUGCCCCAGUGAAAUCCGCAUUGUCGGAUAGUAAGAAAAAGAAGAAGGAGAAGGUAGUCACGGAGCAGGACAAGAGCAGCAGACCGAAAAGCAAGGAUGACAAGGCUUCUUUCGAUGAUACCGAAGGAAAGGCCAAGAAGGAAUCCAAGAAGAAGAAAUCUGCCAACAAAGGAGAUAAAGAUGCGGGAGGAAUCGAUGACACAGAAGUGUCGUUUGCAGAGUUGAUGUUUUCUGGAGACGGCGGUGUCCCAGAGCCCAUGCCGAAGGACAAGACCCAGGCAACUGCUGUGGAUGGAAAAUUUGUCGGAGGCCUGGUGAUUGAUCACACCAAGAAGAGGAAGAAGGCGAAGGGCACCCCUAUCGACGCGUCGGAUCUUAAGCAGUUGUGCUCUGCGCCCGAGGUGGGUGCGGGUGGACUGUCGGGCUGGGAUUAGUGGUGCCUAGUGGCUUGACAGACGAUGUGUAUGCCCAGUGAGUAGUGUUAGUAAACUCAUGUUCUAGGAUCUCUGCUGCGAUGAGAGCCCUUGUAGGCAGCAUCUGAAUUUCUUUCGACAGUUCUUUUGCACCUGAAAUAUGUAACCUGACUUUAAAAUGUUUGUUUGAAUUUUGUGAAACUUGAGACGAUGAUAAUUGGACUC